Molecule: messenger RNA, 309 nt
Organism: Drosophila obscura
Lineage: Eukaryota; Metazoa; Arthropoda; Insecta; Diptera; Drosophilidae
Exons: 2
Coding region: 1-309 (102 amino acids)
Source: RefSeq, a predicted model, not a curated record
AUGAAGAGAUUCAACGGAUACAAGCCUUUCCUCUACAACAUUACCGUCAAUGCCUGUAAAUUAUUUGUCAAUCCCAAGUUCAAUCCUGUGGCGAAAUUCUUUUAUGAAUCGGUUGUGACCUUCACCAACAUGAACCACUCAUGUCCCUACAAUCAUGACAUUAUUUUCGAUAGGGUUACUGUUGAAUUUAUCAAUGACCGAUUUACAAAGAUUCUACCCUUUCCCGAAGGCGAUUAUCUUAUUGAGUCCUACUGGUCUAGCUCGGGAUCUCCUUUCGUUGUGACAAAAGUAUAUUUCACCCUUUCUUAA